Molecule: messenger RNA, 8345 nt
Organism: Scophthalmus maximus (turbot)
Lineage: Eukaryota; Metazoa; Chordata; Actinopteri; Pleuronectiformes; Scophthalmidae
Gene: nhsl1a
Product: NHS-like 1a
Exons: 10
Coding region: 16-6666 (2216 amino acids)
Biological process (GO): cell differentiation
Source: RefSeq, a predicted model, not a curated record
ACCAUUCAGGACAGGAUGAUUUCCUAUGUGGAGUGUCUGGGCGGCGAGGGGGCGGGGCCUGGCGUGGCAUCACGCUGCUGGAACACGGGUCCUGAUGAAGAGCGAGAUGAGCUUCUUCCACGCAAGAUGGCCGCCCUACAACCGAAAACGGAGGGCAGCCUGCGGCGCCGCCUGCUCAGCGCCAAAAUCCACCAGCACCAUGACGCCAUCUGGAGGAUGAACGCAGGUGGUGUCGGCGGCAGACCGCCGUGUCCGUCAGGUGACAAGAAGCCCCUCCCACCUCAACUUCAGUACUCAGGCUACAGCCCCUGGUACCAACCCCAGCACCUCUCCGCACGACCCCACAUCCACCCGUCUUUUACCCAAGAGGCUCCUGGGAAACGAUUCCUUGCUCCAGAGGCUCAUGGGAAGCCCCACCCACUGUCCUCACCCCUUCAGCUGCAGCGCUCGACCUGCCCCAUCCUCACGCAGCGUCGCCGAACAAGCUCGUGUCCCCCCGACCCGGAGCCCCGCCCCGGCUACACCAUGUCCAGCCCCUCCCCUCUCAUCACCCCGCCCCCCCUCAAUGUGCAACCACAGUACCAGUACCAGCCCAGCAGGAGGCGCAGGUCCAGAUUCUUCUGCCUCAGGCGGCGCCGAGGGAGGAGCUCCGCGCUGGAAGCCACACAAACCACGCCCUUUCUACACAGAGUCCAGUGUGUGUGUGGCGUCGUCAUGGUUCUGAUCGGAGCAGCGAUCAAAUCCGUCCUCAGAUUCCUGAAUAAGACUCGAGCAGGGGACAGGGACAGCAAGUGGUCGGUGCACUAUACUACCCAGAAGCCUCAGCAGGGUCUGGUCUUCAUCCCUGGGAAAAGACGAUCCGGCAGCGCUGACGACCUGCGAGCGUGUAACGGGCUGACUCAGCGAGGUUAUGGCGGACCUGCCAGCUCACGGCUUCACCAGGCGUGCCCCGCCUCCCAAUUGUCCUCCACUGGCCUGGACCAAUCAGAGGGCAGAACACGCAGAGGGGGGCGGGACAAGAGCAGGCAGAUGUCAUCAGCCUCUUCAGACGAAGAUGAGAGGUUAAUCUUGAACAACACCCGCCCGAUGACCCCAUUGGUCCUCAAUCCCGUCCCUCUCACCUCUCGUUGGGAUUUCUUUGACCCCGAAAAUGAACCAACGCUCGAUGUGGAGAUGGAACCGGCCCCUCGGCUUCCGACGCCAGAAGAGAGGAUGAGGCAGCAGGCCCAAGCAAUUCCUGCUGAUAUUGUCCCGAUUAACAUAACAGGUGAGAGUUUUGAUCGUCAGGCCAUUUUUCGAAGAACCGUUUCCAGUGCUGACUCGUUAACCCGACGACCCGGAAACCUGAGCCGCCGCAAAACAGUUACAGGGAUACCUGAUGAUGUCAACCGGAAGCAGGUCUCUCCAGACUCGGCUUCGCCGUCCUCUGUACUUCCCCGCCAUUUCUCGACAGUGGGUCGCCCUGUUUCCUCCUCCUGCGCCUCCACCCACCAACAGAAAAACACAGAGGAGGAAGUGGAGAAGAAGGAGUUGUGGGACUUCCAAAAGGAGGGGCAGUCAUCAGUAAGGAAGAUCCGAGCCCCGAGAGGAGGGGGGAUGUCCAGCCUCAUGGCCUCUCUUACCUCCUCCCCACGUGUCGACACCUGUUAUGACCCGUCCACCUCCUGCUCCUCACCCUCCCCGGAGCUCCGCAGCCUCCCUCGUCUGCCAACCAACUCCUCACUGAACUCUGACACCAGCUGUGACAGCGCCUCCUACAGGACACUCAGUGCCUCCUCAUCUUGCUGCCAGUCACAGGAUCUACAGGGUUUCCACAGCGACCUUCAGCCUCUCCUGCCCUUUGACCCCACUGCCAGGAUCACACCACAGUCUAUCUCCUUAUUCUCUUCGCUUCCCUCCUUGCCCGUCUCCUCCUCCCCACCCAGCACUCCUGGUCGAGCCCUGGAACAAGAGUUAUCUUACCCCAACAAUCAGCCCCUGAAUGAGGCUGCACAACCUCAUAUUUCCCCUUCCUCCUCCCACUACCUCUCCUCUUCCUCCAUCACAAACUCAGAGUUUCAGUUUAGCUACCAGGCUCUGGAUUACCAGACCAACCCCCAGCAGGACACCCAAUGUUCUUAUGAUGGUUGUUCAUACAGCGAGGAGACAUUGAGCUACCAGGCCCUCUCCCCCAGCUUCAGUGUCCACAGUGGUCAAACUGGGAGUGAGUGGAACGGCAUCCACCAGGAGAUGAGAUGUGUUUCUGGAGAAGAUUGGAGCUGUGAUCCCCUCCUCUCCUCCAGUCAUUCUUCCCCUGCUUUCCCUGACAGCAACUCCUUCUGUUCAGAGAAGAGGACCUCCUCUCCCUCGCUAAAUCUGGAGAAAAGGAAGUCGAGCAUGUCCUCCUCCAACUCUCGCAACAUCACCCAUAGCAUCUCCCUUCGCAAGACCAAGCGCCCACCUCCUCCACCAUUACGAUCUGACUCUCUGAGGCGUCGGCCAGGUCGUAGUAAAUCCUCCCAGUCUUCUUCCAGUCCACGCCAGGAGCCCACCGCCCAGAAGACACCGACUUCCUCGCCCCAGAACUUCCAUGACCCUUGGGUGCCCCGAAGUAACACCAAAAUAUGCCCGAGUGGGUUAAACUGUGGGAAAGUCACAACCUUUGAACCCUUAAACCUCGACCUCCAGACAGCAACCUCUGCUGACUCCCCUCAACCCAAGUGCCUACCGCCAAACCCCAGCCCCUCCCACGCCCAUGUCCUCACCCCUGGAUCUCCAGGCUCAGAGAUGGUGGGUCUGAGAUUAAUUCUCAUCCCCCAACAAGCAGCCUCUUCCACUCCGUUGCUGCAGCACCUCGCGUCACCCUCCAGUGGAUACUCGAGCCAGUCUACGACCCCCAUUCCUGGAACUCCUGUGACUUCCCCCCUCACUCCCUCCUCACCUCUCACAACAAGCCCAGGAGCCUUCCCCCUACCACCAACCUCUCCCUUCUCUUCACACUCGUCUUCCUUCUCCUUGUCCCCCGCUGUCUCCUACCUGCCCAGGACACUGUCUCGGGGUGAAGGAAGGCCAAAGCCACCAGUACCAGAGAGGAAGUCAUCGCUCUUUUCCUCUCUCUCCUCCUCAUUUUCCUCAACCUCCUCCCUCUCGUCCUGCACUUCUUCAGAGUCAUCUACCAAGCAUCCUCUUCUCCCUCCUCCUCCUCUACCAGAAUGUUCCUCUCUUUCACCUCCUGUCUUCUACUCCCCCAUUGGUGAGUCUCCUCCUCCAGCUCCUCCUCUUCCACGUUCCUGCUGGCCUGCUCCUCUUUCUUUCACCAAAAUCUCCGCCGCUCCUCCUCCUCCACCUCUAUCUCUUCCUUCACCCCCUCCCCCUCCUCCUCCACCACCUCCUCCUCCUCUUCCUCCUUCAUGCCGGCGUCCUCCCCCGUCCUACUCCUACACUGUCAGGCAGACCUGCCAUCAUGCUCUAAUGUUCACAAGGUCAUCGUUAACCAACAUCCCUCCUCCCCCAAUUUCUCCAUCUCCUUCCCAAUCUGCUCAUCUUCCUCCCCCCUCAGAACUCCCAAAAUUGCCAAUCCCUGAUCUUCCUCCUCCACCGCCACCUCCUCCUCUGCCUCCUCUCUCUACCUCCUCUGCAUGCCCCCUCCCCCGACCAAGCCUUGACAAGUCUCCAAGCCAUCGUUUCAAAGUGGCUACACCCCCCUGUCCCAUGGUCACUGCUCAAGCUCUGCAGGGCGUCAAGCUUCGCUCCGUCAAGAACAAGGAAGACCUGCUCACUAGCACUGUGGUAGCUAAUGCUACACUCCACAGCCAGGCUGUCACAAUGUCAGCUCACCAGGCUCAUGCUAACCUACCAAGCAAAGAAGCUCAUCCAGACACAUCUGUGUUGACUAAUGAUAAUCUUGAUAGCCUGGCCAUCGCUGAUGUUAAGCUAGCUGUGAUUGGAUCACAAAAUGCCAUCUGUAAUCUUGGUAGAAUGGAAGCAAAAACAACCAGUUUUAUGGCAAAUGAUAACCUUCCUAGUCCAGCCAACACUAAUGCAAAGCAACAUGGACACAAAUUAGAUCAAGAUUACUGCAACUUAACAAAAAGUGAGAUUAGCCCACCCAACAAUGAGUCUGCUUUCACUAAUCAUCAGAGCUUAGAAGGUAGCUUAUUCACUCCUCGAGACGUCCUGUCCAAUGAGAGAAAAGAUUCAGACAUGUUGUAUGCUACGCUGGCUAACUAUCGAGUCUACAGUCCUGAUAGUCCCUGGAUGAAAAUGUCCCCUGGUACUGAUGAAAGCCAAAUCAACACAAUUAUCCAACAUCCCUCUUACCAACAAGAACAGAGCAAAAUGACAACGUCAGCAGAUGCUGAGCUAACUGAGCCUGCAGACAAACAGGGGAACACUGAAGAUCCUUCAUACUGGGCCCCGUCGCGAACAAAGCAAGAGUCUCACAGAGGAAGCAGAACAAUACUGUCAGAGAGAGAAGAUGAAGUCAAGACACAUGACAAGAAUAAUUCAGACAUAUGGAAUCACAGAGCAGCUGAUGAAGAUUUAACAGCAUAUAGUGAUUUAAAACAGUGUAAUAUUGUCUUCAAGUCAAGAAGCCCACUGGAGCCCUGGUCCCUAGAGAAGCCGGUCCUGCAAAAGAAGCCUGACCUUUGCAUUCUGGGUCUCAUGGAGUCUCCUGAAGCCAGACGAGGGCCAGGUGGGUGGAAGAGCGGUGGACAAAUCACAUCGUCUUCUCAUGGGCUCAAUAACGAACCACCACCACUUCCCUCUGGUACAACUUCACCAAGGCACUUAUCAUACACAACUACUGAUGAAACAACAACUCCUGACAAAUCUUUGACCCACACAAUGAUCACUGCUAAAAUAAAACCUGCUGACAUCACCAUGAGCUCACCUGCCAGCUCCCGUCAGAGGCAGAAACCACCAAUUUUGAACAAGAAGCCCGAUUUCUCAUUGAGCUCACCUAGAACAACAAAACCCCUUUCUGAAUAUACGAAUAGAGAGGCCUCCAAAGGAACCUCUGAGACCUGUGGUUCUCUGGGUAUCACCACAGGGAUCAGUACCCUGGGGAUAGGUACCACUCACUCUAGAAACUCUUUCAAUGGGACAACAGGCACCUUGGAGAGUAGCACCUUAGGGACCACCAGCAUUUAUGGAAACGCUCACCCAGAGAUCAUGGGUAUCUCACAGGCCUGGAGUACCAAAGAUGCUCUGAACACAAUCAGUGGAAACAUGAGUACCUUGGAAAGCAAUGGUACCUCAGGAGCAUGGGAAACCUCUAGCAUCUUAGGGAACUUGGGGGAUAACGGAGCUUCUCCUAUCCAAACGGGUAAUACCCAGAUUGGAGCAACAGACCCACAUUUUGCAUGGAUCACGAGGAAGAAAAAACUUGAUAAGGAUGAUGAGAAAACAUUUCAUGACAAGACGAUGUCAUCAUUGGCUGAAGAGGAAGAUGAGAAGCAGAAGGUGGAAAAGAGAGGAAUGAAGACAACGAUGAUGAUGAUGACAUCCUCUCCAAAGAAAAAAGCAAGGAAGAAGAGGAAGAGGAGGACGGUCAGGCAACUUCUUUUGAUGUCAUCAAAAAGGGAGCCCACCCCCUCUUCUUCUGCAUCUUCAUCAUCGUCAUUGUCAUCUUCAUCCUCAUCCGGAGAUGAAGAUGUGGUCAGAGAAAGAACUAUACAAACAAGCGAGAGAGGGAGGAUGACAAAUGCGUACAAUCAUGAGACAAGGGACUCCUCCUGCGCUCUGAUUGGUCAGAGCAGGUACUCCCUCAGUAGAGCACUGUCCACUGAUAGCCUGCUGGGGGAACUGUCGCUUCCAGACCUCCUCAUACAGGAACAAGAGGAGGUCGAAGAGGAGGAGGACAGUAGCAAGGAUGAUGGACGACCUCCGCAUGCUGAUCUGUUCGUCAGUGUUUCAGCAGAUCAGAUGUUCGUCUCUGGUCGACCACGAACUACUGAGGAUCUGUUUGCUGUCAUCCACAGGUCUAAGAGGAAGAUGCUAGGGAAAAGGGAUUCAGAAGAGGAACGACAUCGCAGCUUGUCUUCCUCAUCCUCCUCCCCUCCGUUGACUCCCACUGACCCCUUCCCUCACCCCAUGCGACCUGCAGCACCCAGAAAUCAAAGGUUGUCCAGCAGUGAGAGCUUUAAGGCUCUCUUACUCAGAAAAGGUAGUCGGUCUGAUUUGUCUUCUCGAAUCUCAGCUGUCGAAAGGCUUCGCAAAGUUCCUUCUCCUGCACAAGCUACCGACCACCAGAGUACGCUGACGCUGCGACAGCCACCAGACCAACCCCAAGUCAAACCCACAAGCUUGUCACUUACCUCAGACACACUUGACUCUAGUGACCACCUGACUCUGGACUUAGCAUCAUCUCCCACGUCUCCCUGCAGUGAGAACUUCUCUGUGAGGUUGGGUUUGAGACAAAGACAUCUGAGACAUAAUCACCUCCUCUUCACCUCCUCCUCCUCUCCAUUCCUUUUCCUCUCCUCCUCCUCCAUGCGACCUCGCUCCCUCACCCCUCCCUGCUCCAGCAGCCGACGCUUUGUCACCCGCUCCCGCCUCUUCGCAGCCCCUAUGACCGCCAUCUUUGAGGGGGAAAGUGAGGAGGAAGUUGAAGACAACGAGAUUCUCAUUGAGGCACCAGGAAUCAAAGGAGAACUGAGUCAGAGAUUGUUGGAGAUUUCUUGACGGAAAGGCCAAGUUCCUGGAUGCAGCUGUGACGUGGAUUUGGCAGGAAGUCGAUGGACUGUUGCUCUGUGAUGUUUCUGCCCUAUUUCGAAUCCCGUUGGUAGAGAUGUCAAAAACCCUCACCUGAAUGUGACGAUGUCUUGGGCUUCUACAGAUCCUCAUCAGGUUUACAGCAGUCCAACAACAUGUUGAUCUGCCUCAGCUCAUUGAGCCGGACCGGAUCAGAAUGGACUGGACUGGAUUGAACUGGACUGGAUGUCCUGAAGCCAUUGGGCAACUCUCUAAUAAAGGACGUAUCACUUGUAGCCUCAUGUAUGUCCGAUAACUACAGAUGUGUGGAAUCGCGAUCUUAAGGAAACAAUCUUGUUGUGUCGAGACCAAGAUCCUGGGAAAUAACUUUACGCCAACUUCUCUCAUUUGAAUUUAAACCAAGUUAUUCUCUCGCAUAUUGGUCUCUUUUCUUACUUGAACACUGAGCAUAUGUUCACAUUUUCUUAUGACUUGAAUUAUUCUGUUUAGUUUGGUGACUUAAUGUUGUGAGCAUCUUUUUUACGUCCAUUCUUAUUUAUUUAACUUUUGGUCGACAGAUUUGUGUGAUGCUGAUGAAUUGAUUCAUGAAUUCCACAUAAGAAGCUUGUUUUCUUGAGAUAACACGCUAAAUGUUUUAUCACAGAACAGUAAUAAUAAUAAUGUUAAGCAAUUAUAUUUUAUAUCACAUGGUCGUGUUGUUCAGUUUAAGAGCUAAAUAUUUCUACUUAUGUUUGAUUGGACUGAAAAUCUGCCAAUUAUUGGCAUUAACGUAGCGACAGGUAUCGAAUCUGUAAGUUCUGAUUAUGGACUGUACGAAAAAAUAUUAUAAUCAUUUUAUUAUAAAAUAAAAAAUCUGACCUUUUCCCUGCAAAAUUAUUAUUAUUGACUUUAUAUUAAUCCCUCAAAUCAACAUUUUAAAGUUGGUUAAACUCAUAAAAUCCAUAUUUAUGUGUAAAUAAACAGGGAAAGUUACAGUUUGAUGCCACAAGUCGUCUUUUUAAUAUUCAUAUGACUCAUCAUAUCUUUUAUAUACUAUUCAUAUUAACAAGUACAUUUCACUGAUUGAAUUAAAGUAGAAGUAAAGGAAGAGAAUAUUAAUAAAAUACUAACCUCUCAUCGGCAGAAAUAAGAUUCAUGAUUCCUUUUUCUGACCACUCCCUUCAACUGCAUGAUAAAGUGAUGAACAGAUUUAGGUCGAUCGGUCAAGCUGCACUUCUGUAUUUAUUAUUUGCAGCCACACUGACUUGACGCUCUGAUUAAUAAGGGACAUAGUUAUUCCUGUAAAUAAUCCUGUUUCAUCUUCACCACAUUUUCUUCUUCCUGCUGAUUUUUUUUUCUUUUCCCCAAAGAAACUAGUCAUGCGGAUGUAAUCCUUUAAGGUUCAUUAUUCAUAACUUUCUUCUCUGGGUGAAUGUCAGAGGCUCAGAUUUACUCCAUUAACAGUAAAAUGUGUAUGAUUCAACUGGAGAGACAGAGAGAGGGUGAAAGAGAGGUGGAAGAAUUAAAAUGGGAGAACUGAACGACAGUGUGUUUGCAGAAUAAAGAGAACGAGGGAAGUUGGAACAACUAGAAAUAUUUAUAUGUAAAAUAAAAGAAAAGUGUUUGAGCAGAUGGAGAAAUCAAAGCAAUAAAGGACGAAUUCAACUUAA